This is a messenger RNA of Spirometra erinaceieuropaei, 1207 nucleotides long. NCBI's taxonomy places the organism in Eukaryota, Metazoa, Platyhelminthes, Cestoda, Diphyllobothriidea, Diphyllobothriidae. The record is from the annotation of a GenBank genome assembly.
AUGGCAUCCACAGAGGUGAAGAAACCGGCGACGCCAAAGCUCUCAAAGAAAUUCCUCGUCAGGAAGCAGAAUGAACGGAAAAUCACUUCUGGGAAAAGAAUAAUUAGUCAUAAAAGGUCCCUCAGCAGCCUCACCAAGAAACAGAGGUUGGCCAUUAAAAAGCGCGCUGCCCUGCGCAAGGUUGAAAAACCCAAGAACCCCCGAUUCGUAUGAUAACUCUUUUUUGAGGAUUUGCUUUAGCCGCGUGCAUAUGCUAUCCAACAAGAAAAGAAGAAACUUAGUCUACGCAAGGUCCAAUGCUUCAAAGAUCAUAAGCGUCACAUUCGCUCAUCACUGAAGCCGGGCACUGUUCUUAUCCUUCUGGCCGGCAAGCACAAGGGCAAACGUGUAGUCUUUCUCAGAGCCCUUGACAGCGGAUUACUACUCGUAACUGGUACUUAGGCGCAUUCUUUUACCUCCUUAAGGUCCUUUCAAAUUUAAUGGCGUUCCCCUUCGUCGUGUGAAUCAGAGGUAUGUCAUUGCCACCAAGACGAGGAUUAACAUCCGCGGUGUCGCCGUGCCGAAGGCCCUAACGGACAAGUUUUUCCGUCGUGUAGACCUCAAGCCGAAAAGCAAGAACGUGGACAAGCUUUUUGCUGAAGAGCCCAAGGUAGUUGUCUCAGCAUACCCAGCUUCACCGUUAUCACUGUACUUACUCAUCUCAUCUGGUUUUGUUUUUGAGCCAUCGCAAUACUGGGUACUAAACUUUAUCAUAGCCCGAGGCUCCUUCCCAUUUAAAAAGGACUGGUUACAGGCCAGCCGGCAUGUUGUUGCCUCUGAGCCGGUACUGGAUUAAGUAUUCUAAUUAUCACCAAGGUAGUAAUGGUUCGUAAUCGUUCCUGUGAGAGCCCGUUGGAUCGUCCAGGGUUGUUCAUACGUUGGACCCUGUGGUCGAAAUAGGGCAAGCAGAGACUUUGUUGCAAUUAAAUAUACUUUAGUAGCCAAAUUUUCCCAUGUGGUGCCUGUAAGAGCUUGUUUCAAACUGGCUUCCUGUCGUUCAUUUCAGAAAUAUUCAGUUUCGGACGAGAGGAAGAAACUCCAAAAGGAGGUGGACCUUUCACUGCUUAAAGCAAUCAGAAAGCACAAGUCCUCAAAGAUAUUGGCGGCUUACCUCAAGUCUAUGUUUUCACUGAGCAGAAAGGACUAUCCCCACAAAAUGGUGUUCUAA